GGACGCUGAUGCUGAUGCUGGGGGACCCGCACAGUGAUGGAGCGGCGACGACGCUGAGAAGGAUGCAGUAAACACCCUUGUCAAUCCGUGAAGGGGCUUUUCUUACGGACUCUCAGUGUAACAGAACUUUGGGAGAUGUAUGGCAGUGCGCGCGCCGUCAGUCACAUGGAGGGCAGCCCUGCUCGCUCCCCGCGGCUGCCCCGCUCUCCUCGGUUGGGCCACCGUAGAGUCAACACUGGCAGUUCAAGCGGCAAGACCUUAUCCAUGGAGAACAUCCAGUCCCUCAAUGCUGCCUACGCAACAUCUGGCCCAAUGUACCUAAGUGACCAUGAAGCCAUCGGAUCCACUGCUACUUACCCUAAAGGCACCAUGACGCUCGGUCGGGCCACGAGUCGAGCGAUAUACGGCGGUCGUGUCACGGCCAUGGGCAGCACCCCUAAUAUCACAACUGUGGGACUCCCGCAUGCAGACCUACUGUCUUAUGGCGACCUGGGCUCACUGUCUAUGCUCCAUCACCAGGGGACGCCAUCUGCCCUGCUGCGACAGGCGGUCAGGGGUGGUGGAGGUGAAUUUUUGGAGCUCCAGGCGCAGCUACGGGACAUGCAGAGGGAAAACGAACUACUUCGCAGGGAGUUGGACCUGAAGGACAGCAAGCUUGGCUCUUCGACAAACAGCAUCAAGAGCUUCUGGAGCCCCGAGCUGAAGAAAGAACGUGUGAUGAGGAAAGAGGAGGCAGCGCGCACUUCGAUCCUUAAAGAACAGAUGCGGGUGACCCACGAGGAGAAUCAGCACCUGUUGGACGCCAGGAGGACAAAGCACCUCCAGUUGACCAUCCAGGCCCUGCAGGAUGAGUUGAGGACUCAACGCGACCUCAACCAUCUUCUCCAGCAGGAGAGUGGCUCGCGGGCCAGUGGCGGCGAACACUUCACCACCAUCGAGCUGACCGAAGAGAACUUCCGUCGGCUCCAAGCCGAACACGACCGUCAGGCCAAAGAGCUCUUCCUCUUGAGGAAGACGCUGGAAGAAAUGGAGCUGAGGAUUGAGACGCAGAAACAGACGCUGGGAGCCAGAGACGAGUCCAUAAAGAAGCUGUUGGAGAUGCUGCAGAGUAAAGGGCUUCCACCAGCCUCAGGAAGAGCAUCAGACGAGGAAGAGCAAGAGCGAGCCAGGCGUAUCGCAGAGGCCGAAGCUCAGCUGGGCCACCUAGAGGUGAUAUUAGACCAGAAGGAGAAGGAAAACAUCCAUCUGAGAGAGGAGCUUCAUCGGAGAAACCAGCUUCACCCAGACCCUGGAAAAACUAAAGCUCUUCAGACCAUCAUAGAGAUGAAGGACACCAAAAUGGCAUCCCUGGAACGCAACAUUCGGGACCUGGAGGAUGAGAUACAGAUGUUGAAGGCGAAUGGAUUGCUGAACACGGAGGAUCGAGAAGAGGAGAUCAAACAGAUGGAGGUCUACAAAAACCAUUCCAAGUUCAUGAAGACCAAGAUUGACCAGCUCAAGCAGGAGCUCUCAAAAAAAGAGUCUGAGCUUUUAGCUCUGCAAACAAAACUGGAAACUCUGAAUAAUCAGAAUUCAGACUGCAAACAGCAUAUUGAAGUGCUCAAAGAGUCUCUCACUGCCAAAGAGCAACGUGCUUCCAUCCUACAGACAGAGGUGGACGCUCUUAGAUUGCGUCUGGAAGAGAAGGAAUCUUUCCUUAAUAAGAAGACGAAGCAACUGCAAGACUUGACAGAAGAGAAGGGAACACUGGCCGGGGAGAUCAGAGACAUGAAAGACAUGCUGGAAGUCAAAGAACGCAAGAUAAACGUCCUGCAGAAGAAGAUUGAGAACCUUCAGGAGCAGCUGAGGGAUAAAGAUAAACAGCUCGGGAAUCUAAAGGACAGGGUCAAGUCUCUCCAGACGGACUCCAGCAACACUGAUACUGCCCUCGUCACGCUAGAGGAAGCCCUGUCCGAGAAGGAGCGAAUUAUCGAGCGCCUGAAAGAGCAAAGGGAGAGGGAAGACAGAGAGAGAAUGGAGGAGGUGGACUCAUAUAAAAAAGAGAAUAAAGACCUGAAAGAGAAGGUGAACUCUUUACAAGUGGAGCUAACAGAGAAAGAGUCGAGUCUCAUAGAUUUAAAAGAACACGCCUCCUCGCUGGCCUCAUCAGGUCUGAAGAAAGACUCCAAACUCAAGUCCCUUGAGAUCGCAAUCGAGCAGAAGAAAGAGGAAUGCAGUAAACUGGAGACACAGUUACAAAAGCAAGCAGAGCAACUGUUCAGUCAAAUGAACAAUCCCAAGGCCCAUGAAGUGGAGGUGCAGCAAAGCUCACGGGGGAACCCUGAAUAUGUGGACCGGGUCAAACUUCUGGAAAAGGAGGUGUCUUUCUACAAAGAAGAGUCCAGCAAAUCCCAGGCUGAGGUCGAGAGGUUGCUGGAGAUUCUGAGAGAGGUGGAGACAGAGAAAAACGACAAGGAUAAGAAGAUCGCAGAACUGGAAAGUCUUACGCCUAGGCAAACCAAGGAUCAAAAUAAAAAGGGCCCAGGCAUCAAGCUUGGUCUUCAGAUGGACAAGAAAGGCCCAGGGAAUAUCUUGCAAGAUCAACGUAAGGAUAAUCCGAUGGACAACCCAAAGAUGGAGGAGCUGAUGAAUGUUUUGGAGAAGACGAGGCAGGAGUUGGAAGCCACUAAGCAGCGUCUGUCCUCCACCCAACAGUCUCUGGCUGAGAGAGACGGCCAUCUGACCAACCUCCGACAGGAGCGCAGAAAACAGCUCGAGGAAAUCUUGGAGAUGAAACAACAGGCUCUGCUCGCUGCUAUCAGUGAGAAGGAUGCCAACAUCGCUUUGCUAGAGCUGUCCUCCUCCAAUAAGAAGAAGACACAAGAAGAGGUGCUGGCCCUGAAACGAGAGAAAGACAGACUGAUGCAUCAGCUCAAACAACAGACACAGAGCAGAAUGAAAUUGAUUGCCGACAACUACGAGGACGACCAUUUUCACCCUCACGCUCCACCUCCCCACAUGCAACCUCCAAACCUUCAUCCUCAACCCCAACCCCAACCACCGUACACGCAGCCCCAACACCCCCACCAGCCUCCUUACCCACAUGUGCCCCAUCCCCAACACCCACAACCCCCCCACCACCCUCAACACCCUCAACAGCCUCAACACCCUCAACACCCGCAGCACCCACAGCACCCACAGCACCCACAGCAGCCUCAAUACACCCACCUCCAACACUCCCAGCACCCUCAACAGCCAGGCCCACACCAGCAUCCACCUAGACCCCAACCACCCCACCCUCAACACCCUCAUCCUGGGGUCCCUCCGCAACAGCACCCCCACGGACCUCCACCUCAGCAGGGCCCCCACCCUCAGCCCAUGCCACACCCACAGCAGCACCCCUAUCAUCCCCCGCACCCUGGCCUGCAGGGCCCACAUCCUCGACAUCCUCCACCACACCAUCGGGGUCCAGGCCGUGGACCACCUCAUCCCGGACACCGAUCUGCCCCAGACCAGGAUGACGAAGAAGGAAUUUGGGCAUAACUAUUUCCAAACCAAAGCAAUUAUGUUGUUUUAUGGGACAAUUCAGUCACUAAAGGAGGAGCACAGCUAUGCCAUACAGAUGAAAUUCUACAUUGUUCACUUGGCCAAUCUUUACCUACAGUCAGAUGCAUUCUUUUGGAUGGGCCACACUUAUUUCCAUGCAUUGAGGAAAGAGGCGGAGCAUUAGUGGGAGUGGGAGGGCCAAAGCUGGAGAUGACCACCUGAGCAGUUUUUUCAGAUGAUAAAAAAUAUACAUAUAUGGAGAGGAGGUCUGGACUGAACAGGAAAACAGUCACUUGCUGGUGCAGUUCUUUUUCUAAAGACAUUUGCUUUGAAGACUCUCUCAGCUCAGUCAUCAUUAGAUGAGACACUGCAGCUGCUCCUUGUCGCCCUUGGUUUUUACAUGCAACCAGUGCAUGCAUCCAGCUGGCCCCGCCCCUUCUCAACAUUGCCUCGCCCACUCUCAUCUAGCCCCACCUCUUCAAUGAGGCAACAAGUCAGCCUGCAUACUUUCAAGACUUGAUUCUGUGUCAGCCUU
Molecule: messenger RNA, 4060 nt
Organism: Carassius carassius (crucian carp)
Lineage: Eukaryota; Metazoa; Chordata; Actinopteri; Cypriniformes; Cyprinidae
Product: ERC protein 2-like
Exons: 21
Coding region: 136-3522 (1128 amino acids)
Biological process (GO): neuromuscular synaptic transmission; regulation of synaptic plasticity; maintenance of presynaptic active zone structure
Cellular component (GO): cytoskeleton of presynaptic active zone
Molecular function (GO): structural constituent of presynaptic active zone
Source: RefSeq, a predicted model, not a curated record